AUGGCGGAAGAAGUUUCCCACAAGACAGCUUUUAGCUGGUCCAAUUUCCUCACAUGCUUUCUGGUGUCCAUUGGCUGCGUGGGAUUUGGUUAUCCUUCUGCGAUGACCGCCCCUAUGCUUGCCAAAGCUUCAUUCCCCGAAUUUACCGGGCUUGGAGACGUGGAAGGGAUACACAAAGAUAAAUCAGCGCUGGCCGGGUCGAUUGGUGGUAUUUUUCAGGCGGGAGCAGUGUUUGGUGUUCUGCUGAGCACACAGAUCACUGAUAGGUUUUUCCAAGGAAUGGGUAGCUGGGGAUUCCUGUCCGUUGCCCCUGCUUUUACUGCCGAACUCUCGCACCCUGCUUACCGUGGUCUCACCUCCGGUCUUUGCGGCGUCAUGCUGGGCUUGGGCUAUGCUACAGCCUCCUACUUCGGCCUCGCCUUUCGAUACACUGACAACAAAGCUGCACAAUGGCGUGGUCCUUCCGGUCUAGCCAUGGUCUGGUCUGUGAUUGUCCUCUGUGCCCUGCCCUUCAUUCCAGAGUCUCCACGAUUUCUUCUCAUGCAUGGCCGCAAGGAUGAGGCCUGGAAAGUCGUUGCUCGCCUGCAUGCAUCAAAACGCGACCCUGAGCAGGUAUUCGCGCGUGAGGAAUUCUAUCAAAUGCAAGUCCAAGCAGAACAAGACCGAUCCAAACCAGCCAGCUGGCGCGUCCUCCUCUCAAAAGCCCACAGAAAACGAGUCAUGCUGGCUUGCGGCUUGACAGUGCUUGGACAGAGCACCGCUGUGCUUGUCAUUCAGAAUUAUGCACCAAUAUUCUACAAAGCUCUAGGGUUUGACUCACACCAAACCCUCGAAAUCCAGUCUGGCAGAGAUUCUAUCGCUUUCUUCGGCAACAUUGUUGGCGCACUCCUUCUUGACCGUUUCGGUCGUCGGAGAUUGCUUCUCAUUGGCGUUUUUGCCUGUACGGUGUGCGUCAGCAUCAAUACAGCAAUGGUGGCAGAGUUCACUGGGACCAUGAACAGUGCCGGACUAGGAGUGGGCAUUGCCGCGCUUUUCGUCUACUUGUGCUUCUACGCGUGCUGUGUUGAUGCACCGAUGUUCGUGUUCAUUGCGGAGAUAUUUCCCAAUCACCUCCGCGCCAAAGGAAUCUCACUUUCAAUCGCGGCGCUGGCGCUCAGUGACAUUCUCUAUCUACAAGUCGCACCUUACGCCUUUGCACACGUUGGAUGGAAGUUCUUCCUGCUAUUCAUCAUACUGUCCAUCUUAGGCUGGAUCUGGCUGUACCUCCUAUUCCCGGAGACUAAAGGUGUUCCCUUGGAAGAGAUGGCCGAUAUUCUUGGCGAGAAGACCGAAGUCGCUGUACACAUGUCGGACCUGAAGUUUGAUCGCGAGGCUGGGGUAACCGUGGUCCAUGGCGAAGGUACUAAAGUCGACAUCUUGCCCAAGCCAGGUAGCUUACCUCAACAUGUGGAACAGAUCGGAGUGAAAUCCCAGGUCUAG
This is a messenger RNA of Exophiala xenobiotica, 1479 nucleotides long. RefSeq lists its product as uncharacterized. The coding region runs from base 1 to 1479 and encodes 492 amino acids. Gene Ontology annotation, molecular function: carbohydrate:proton symporter activity. Gene Ontology annotation, cellular component: membrane. NCBI's taxonomy places the organism in Eukaryota, Fungi, Ascomycota, Eurotiomycetes, Chaetothyriales, Herpotrichiellaceae. Gene Ontology annotation, biological process: transmembrane transport; carbohydrate transport. The transcript is spliced from 7 exons. The record is from RefSeq and is a predicted model, not a curated record.